Messenger RNA from Mauremys reevesii (Reeves's turtle), 1205 nucleotides. Its product is annotated as chemokine-like receptor 1. Gene Ontology annotation, molecular function: G protein-coupled receptor activity; complement receptor activity. The transcript is spliced from 3 exons. NCBI's taxonomy places the organism in Eukaryota, Metazoa, Chordata, Testudines, Geoemydidae. The record is from RefSeq and is a predicted model, not a curated record. Gene Ontology annotation, biological process: phospholipase C-activating G protein-coupled receptor signaling pathway; positive regulation of cytosolic calcium ion concentration; inflammatory response. Gene Ontology annotation, cellular component: plasma membrane. Bases 249 to 1112 code for a protein of 287 amino acids.
GGGAGAGCUGCAGGAGUCGCAUUGGGGACCUUGGACGGGGGUCGACUCUGAGACGCUGCAUUCCCCAAGACACGGCUUCCUGCUCCGGGCUGAGCCAGUCUGGGAGAGCUGCAGGCAUCGCGUUGGGGACCUUGGACAGAGGUCGACUCUGAGACGCUGCGUCCUCCAAGACACAGCACAACAUCUGAACUGUCCCCACCGAACCCUGACGUGAAGGAGGGGAUAUUGUGACUACAACUCUUCCAAGAAUGGAGUUCCCAGUCCUUUUACUGGUGCUGUGUGGCGUGGCUUUCCUCGCCGGGGUGCCGUUGAACGGCUACGCCUUCUUUGUUGCCAGCUGCCGUGUGGAGAGGACGGCCAGCGCCGUGUGGUUCUGGAGCCGGGCCGUGGCCGAUUUAAUUUUCAUCAUUUUCCUGCCCCUCAGAUUGACCUCAAUCUUCAUCCUGGACUUAGACUCGGCCAAUGAGCUGAGCAGCACCGUCACCUCCUUCCACAUGUUCUUCAGUGCUUUCCUCCUCAUGGCCCUCAGUGUCGAUCGCUGCAUCCUAGUGGGACACCCUGAGUGGGCCCAGAACCACCGCACGCCCCUCCUGACAUUCAAGAUGGCUAUAGGCAUGUGGGCCCUGUCUGUUGGGUUCAGCUUGCGGCACAGUGAUCUCUGGGAAUCCCUGCACUCAUCUGCCAGCAUCAGAAUGAGCUUCCAGCUGGAUGAAAGGAGGUUGAAGGCUGCCGUUGCCAUCCAGUUCCUGGUUGGGUUUCUGAUCCCACUAGUCUUGAUCUUGAUCCCAGCCUCCUACAUUAUUCUCACUGCCAAGCUGAGAAGGAACAGGCUGAUCCAGUCCACCAAGCCACUCAAGAUCCUUCUUGGCUUGAUCCCGACCUUUUUCCUCUGCUGGCUGCCGUAUCACGUCUUCUCCUUCCUGCAGAUCUCAGCUACGUACCCUCAGACUCUUCUGAACACGGGAAGCACUUUUGCUUGUAUCCUGACAUAUUUCAGCAGCUGCCUCAACCCCAUCUUCUACCUCACCAUGGAGGAAGAGUUUCAGAGGUACCGGCAACGUGUACCCAACCCCCAAACCACUGACAACUCAGGGACAGAGACGGCUGAAUAGGGGAAUGGAUGAAUUGUCAAUAUUUGCAUGGAGAAAAAAUUCUCUUCGCUGGGACCUGUAACUUCCUCUUGACCCCAAAAUUGUCUUUUUUAG